AUCCAAAUCUGCCCCUUCAGAGUGAUUCGCUUGAAAUGCUGAAGUCAUUGUGGGUGCCGAAGGACAGUGAACCCAAUUUGCAUUGGCCCCCUUCAUGUUGUCUUCGUGUGAGUUUAACAAUCAAAAGAGGCAAGAGACGCCUCAGUGACGGCAGCAGCUGUGGUUCGGGGCCGCAGGCAUCUUGAAGGACUUGUUCGGGGCGGCGGGCACGGGGGACCUUCGCUGAGCAGCUCCGUCAGGGAUGGAACCAGCUUUCGGAGAGGUGAACCAGCUUGGCGGAGUGUUUGUGAAUGGACGACCGUUACCCAAUGCUAUCAGGUUGCGGAUCGUGGAACUGGCCCAGCUCGGUAUUCGACCCUGUGACAUAAGCCGACAGCUCCGAGUUUCACAUGGCUGUGUGAGCAAGAUUCUGGCUCGCUUCCACGAAACGGGCUCUAUUCUUCCUGGGGCCAUUGGUGGCAGCAAACCUCGAGUGACCACACCAACUGUUGUGAAGCAUAUCCGCGCUUACAAACAAAGGGACCCGGGCAUCUUUGCAUGGGAAAUUCGUGACCGGUUACUGGCAGACGGUGUGUGUGAUAAGUACAACGUGCCUUCUGUGAGUUCCAUCAGCCGCAUUCUGAGAAACAAGAUUGGCAGCCUUAGUCUGAGCCAGCAAAACCACUACGAAGGUGGCAGUACCAGCAACAGCAGCAAACUCCCCACGUCCCUACAUGGCGCCCCUCCCCCACAGCCUGCUCUUACUUACAGCCCCAUCUACUCUUAUCCAAGUCCAAUGGGAGCACCACCACCAGGUGCCACCAAAGUGGCGAGUCCUCCAGGGGUUCCAGCGGCUCUGGCCAGCUCCAUGGUGAUGGCUACUAGGACAUGGCCUUCAUCACACUCAGUCACAGAUAUUCUGGGCAUCCGACACAUCACUGAACAAGUGGCUGACAGUCCGUCUUCCUACACUAGUGCAAAAAUAGAGGAAUGGGGCAGUUUGACCCGAAAUACAUUCCAGGCCUCCCCACACCCGGCAGUGAACGGACUUGAGAAAACGUCUUUAGAGCAAGAAGCUAAAUACAGUCAGGCACCAAAUGGUUUGCCAGCAGUAGGUGGCUUUGUCUCAGCAUCAGGCAUUGGUUCGUACCAUCCAGGCCCACAGGUGUCACCUUACAUGGCAUAUGGUGCAGCUCCUUCCAGCUAUAUGACAAGUCACGGAUGGCAGCCCACUGCAGGGUCUACUCUUUCUCCACAUGGCUGUGACAUUCCUACACCACUAACCUUCAAGGGCAUGCAAGCAGCAAGAGAAAGUAGCCAUCCUGUAACAGCAUCUGCACUGUGAUGCCAGAAGAGAUAUCUGGACUGCUUUAAACUGAGAGUUUCAUUUUGAAAUGUGGAAUGACAUGCAUUUUACAAUGCCAAGAUUCAGUAAUUACAGACUUCAACAUCUCAUGGCUAUGACCUGAAAUAACAGAAUGAUAUUAUACAAACUGAUGAUGACCAGCAUCUAAGAUUAACAUUUGUAACAGCUCUUACUUUUAAAUUAGGACUACAGCUGGUCUGUAAUACUUGUGCACUUUUGUAGCAUAAAGAGACAUUAGGCACCUAGACUGUUAAAUCUGUCAAAACUAUGCAUAUAUUUAUUGUAGAUCAACAUGGAUAUUUAAAGUGCAACUGCAGGCACUGAAAUUGUGAAAUCACGAAGCAAAACAUCAAACAAAAAAUCCAUAAAUGUACUAUGCCAUCUGAUGCAAUAUUAUUCAAAAUGUCAGCAUGUUUUAUGGAUUUGCUCAUUUAGCAGGAUGCCGACAGGUUAUGCAACAUUUGCAAAAAAAUGGAUUUCACUAAUUUGUCAAAACACAAAGCAGGAUUUUUACCUUUCACCAAAGCAUCCUUGAAGAUGAUGCCAUAGCAUGCAUUACCAAAUGUACAUUUCUAUUCAUUUGUAAAUAUGGAUUAUCAAUAGUAUAUUCUAUUUUUCUAAUAUACUAUGUCUUUGUCUUAGUUUAUUUUUCCUGAACAUUUUGUUUUGAUUGCUUCCUUUUCUUAGCAAUGGUGGUGGGCUGCUCAGAAGAUAUUUGUUGUAGAUACAUACACAGUGAAAGCUUAUACAUUUUAUGAAGGACUUUUUACUUGUUAAUAGAAAAUCCAAAAGCAAGCUAUAUAAGUCUUACAUGCCAUAUCCAAAUUUCUAAGCCAUAAAAUAUUUUUACUGUAUAAAUUUAUAGUAAAAGAUGUGGAGAAAACAAAACUUUAAAGUGAAACAAACCAGAGCUGUACUGUACAAUGAAAUUCACUCACAGUUCAAACUGGACUUCAAAGAGUGACAUUAGUAACAUUAGUAUGAAAAUAUAUGAACUGUUAGAGAAAAACUGCCUACAAACCUUUUCUUUCCAGAUUUGUUAGCUUUUAUUUAUUUUUGUGAGGUCUGAUUGUUUUCUUUAAUGAAUGCAGCAAUGAAUUUGGUAAUGCUUACAAUGUUCAUCACAAAACAUUUAUCACUCACAGACAUACUGGUGGUGGUGGUACAAUCUGUGUAACAUAAACAUUAUUAAGUUAUUUGUUUACUGCCUCUGAAUAAGUAGUUAAGGAUAGUCAGGUCAGAGCUUCCAGAAAAGUACUAUGCAACCUGUGCCAUACUGCAAAAAAAAAAAAAAGUUUUAACAAUUCAUAUUCAGCAAAAUUCUCUGGACAUUGUGUAUGCAGUUCACUCAUAAGCAGUGGCAUUCUUGGACAACCACAUAGUGUCACUGCCUUAAACAUUUCCAGAAUUAUAGAUUCCACAUAACAUUAUAGUGAGAAAAUUAAUAUAUCACUAUAAGAUAACACAUUAUAGAAUAAGGACUGGCAUUUCUCAGUAUAGGUUAGUGACACAUGCAAGUAUAACACCUAUGGAACAUCAGCAUUAUAAGGUGCAAAUUUGAAUACCCUUUGCUAGGUAAAUGUAACUUGCUUGUAGAAGUGCAUUAAUACUUCCUCACUUACAAGACAAAAUGCAUUCUAUUGCACUCAAGAAUGUUUUAUUUGCUGUCUUCUUGACUUACUGAGUACAUAUUUGCCCUGUCAAAUGGCCUUAAGUUGUUUUUUCCCAUACUUAAACAAUACUUGUGUUAUGUUUAUUGUAAUAUGUGUUGUAUUUUUCUUUCUGCUUAUCUACUUCUACAGAUUAAACCUACCAGAGAACUCAUUUUUCACCUUACUUUAAAAAUACUCAUCCAUGACUGAUUUCAAAAUGACCAGUGAUGCAAAACAUUAAAUGCUCCUUAAGUCAGUAUAGUGUUACUAAUGAACACUAUAGUACCAUGUAUUGUUAGUUAAGGAGUGUCACAUGUCUCAAAAACAUACUCUUGGUUGAAAACAUGUAUCUUUAAAACAUAUUUAAUUUAUUGACAUUCUUCAGGCAGACAUGUCUGAUUCAUAACUGUAUCUCACAGAACUCUGGAAAUCAAACUUGGGAUUAUGUUAUGCUAUAGUCAAGAAACAUCAUUUCCUUAUUACUAUGCCUCUGACAAUUUGUAUUUUUGACAAAGAAGUAAUCAUUAUUCCUUUACAAUAUCAAUCAAAUGCAGUGUGUUUUGAUCACAUAUGCCUUGUAUACCUUGCAACUUAAACAACGUCUUUCCAAGAAGGCGAAUUCUCGGCCAUACUUACCAUGAGGUUUUGCUGCUCAUACAUAACAAAAGAAAAAUAUCUGGUAAUAAUCAUCUAGAACUACUUUUUCACCAGUAAAUAGUGUUUAUAUCUUAGUAGUUGUGCAUUAUUUGGAUUUACAGAUCUAAAUGCUAAUUUCUUAAAUGAUUUCAAAAUAUGCCAAUGACAGUGCUUGAAGAAAUUAAGCAUUUUAUAUUGUAGACCCCAAGUCUUCCAAGUUCAAAGUUUUAAAGGUUCAAAAUGAUAAAUAUUUUUACACAUAUGCUUAGAAAACUUAUAUAUAAUUGUUAUAAACAAGAAUAGCAAUUCCAGUGUACAGUGGCACUUUAAAUGGUGAUGGUAAAAGAGAUAUCGGAAUUAAGUCACAUUCUUAUAGUUUAUAUUUACUAGCCAGCAUUCUGUGUGCACAUCUACAAGUACAUAGACUUAAAUAUAAAAAUAUUAAAUGCACUAAAUUUGCAUUUAGAAGCACUGCAUAAUAUUAUGUAAUUUUUACUGCAGUAAAAGCCCAUUUAUUUCCAAAAACAUAUUUUAAGACAAUAACUUUGAGCAUCUUGAGAAUCUUUUGUUUUUGUUAGGAGGAGUUUUAAUAAGGCAUAUUUGCAUUCCAUCCAGAAUUUUUUUUUAAGUUUCACUGACCCUGGUUGUAACUGAAGACUAGGAGAUUUGUAAUAAAGAAUUAGAUCAUGUUUUUGAGAAAAUGUACAUCAAGAGGCUGUAUCUGUAUAUAUGUAAAUGCCUUUUAUUUUUAUAUCUUGAAUGUUCUAAAUUAAUAAAAUAAAGAACGACAUGUCAUCUCAUUUGUAUUUUCAGGUAUAAUAUCAGUAAUUAGGUAAUCCGAAUUUAACUAGAAAUGGAAAAAAACUAGUGGUGCAGAAAUUACAUAGGGCUCAUGUUGCUGCAGAUAAGAACUAUCAAAUCAAUAGCACGUCCUUUGAUGACAACUACAUAUAUAAGCUGGACUAGUUCA
Molecule: messenger RNA, 4603 nt
Organism: Protopterus annectens (West African lungfish)
Lineage: Eukaryota; Metazoa; Chordata; Ceratodontiformes; Protopteridae
Gene: PAX9
Product: paired box 9
Exons: 4
Coding region: 242-1324 (360 amino acids)
Biological process (GO): anatomical structure development; regulation of transcription by RNA polymerase II
Molecular function (GO): DNA-binding transcription factor activity, RNA polymerase II-specific; RNA polymerase II cis-regulatory region sequence-specific DNA binding
Source: RefSeq, a predicted model, not a curated record